AUGUUUAAGAAACUGUUUUGGAGAGCUGCUGGAUCUACAGUUCCACAAAAAUUUGAAUACCAUAUGAAUGAAAUCAAGAAGCUGGAGCCACUAGCUUAUGAACAUUUGAUGGAAAGGGACCCUAAAACAUGGUGUAAAGCAUUUUUUCAGGAAGAAACCACUUAUUACCAUGUUAGAAGAAAUCCGGAUUUAUGUAAUGGAAAAGUUGUGUAUAUACAAGGCGAAGGGUCAAUCUUGGGAUUUAAGCAUAUGUCCUUCUAUAAGGUUUUGGCAAGUGGUACCUUCUGGUUAGCAGGGUAUCCCUGUGUGCAUGGAUAUGCUGCCGUUUCAAGCCUCAAUAGGGACUCUGAGGAGUAUGUGUCAGAAUGGUUUACUACAUCAAUCUAUGCAAGUUGUUAUAGGUAUAACAUUAGGCCACUAAACUGUAGUGCUAUGUGGCCUGAAGUGGAUUACACCAAACCAUUUCCUCCUAAAAAAAAGACUACCUGGAAGACCAACAAUGAAAAGGAAAAGGGAUCAGGUAAAGUAGACCUUGAAGCUGAAUUGGAAGUGGAACAUGUUGUCAUGUUUGAAAGUGAAAGUGAUAGUGACUUUAAAAGUGAAAGUGAUGUGGAAGCUAAUGUUCCUGAAGUUGAUGUUCCUGAACCUGAUGUGGAAGCUGAAGUUGAUGUUCCUGAAGUUUAUGUGGUACCUGAAGUUGAAGUUGAUGUUCCUUUAGUCCAAGAUAACCUUGUAGGGGAGAUUCAAGAUGACAUUCAAGUUGAUGCUAACAUAGAAGAUGAGAUUCAAGCUAACAUUGAAGUGGAACAUGAAAUUGAAGUUCAAGAUAAUGUGGAACAUGAAAUUCAACACAAUGCAGAAAAUCCAGAUAGGAAGAGGACAAGAAAAACUUCAGAAAGACUCACAAAGAUUCAGUUAAGGAAGAACAUAAGGAGGAAGGAAGGAAGCAGUACUGACCACCCACUGGAGAUUUGA
Molecule: messenger RNA, 975 nt
Organism: Lactuca saligna
Lineage: Eukaryota; Viridiplantae; Streptophyta; Magnoliopsida; Asterales; Asteraceae
Source: the annotation of a GenBank genome assembly